Rhodotorula toruloides NP11 is the source of this 4557-nucleotide messenger RNA. Its product is annotated as cell polarity protein, Tea1. The transcript is spliced from 10 exons. The record is from RefSeq and is a predicted model, not a curated record. Gene Ontology annotation, molecular function: protein binding. Bases 1 to 4557 code for a protein of 1518 amino acids. Lineage: Eukaryota; Fungi; Basidiomycota; Microbotryomycetes; Sporidiobolales; Sporidiobolaceae.
AUGGCCAUCUUCAAGUCGAAGCACAAGAAGAACGAGGGUUCGGCGUCGAACCGGGCAGACGCGACGGGCCAGUCUCCGCCCGUUGGUCCGGGCGGCUUCGAGCCACCUCUGCGCGACAGCGGGUUGAAGGGCAGCGUCGGAAGGUCAGGGAUCCCUAUUCCGUCUGCUGGCGGUGGGAGCGGAAUGUACUCGUCGACUGGUUCGAACGGGUACGCGCCUCCCAUCGGCGGGGCGAGCAUAAUCCCUCCUCCCAUCGGCUACUCGAAGCCGUCGCACGUCGGCCCUCCUUCUUCCGCUCAACAAGCGCCUCAACCCGGUCCGCAACCCUCGUCGUCGCACACGGUCCUCUACCCCUGGUCUCAGCGACGCGUCAACCUCCUCCCCGCUCAACUCCUCCCCCCGCCUUCACCCGCCGACUCCCCCUCCGUCCCGCUCACUCCGCUCCUCGGCCCGCUCUCGCCCCUCCCCUUCCCGCGCUACGGCCACUCCGUCAACCCUGUCGCCGCCGCAACGCCCACAGGCGACCUCUACAUCUUCGGCGGACUCGUCCAGAACAGCGUCCGCAACGACCUCUACCUCGUCCAGGCCAACUCGAGCCCAAACCUCGCUCCGUCCGGCGGGAAGAAUAACCCGUACACGCCGCUCAACGUCGGGUUGAUCGAGACGAGGGGUGAAGUACCUGGUCCGCGAGUCGGUCAUGCGUCGGUCGGAGUUGGGAACGUCCUCAUCGUCUGGGGAGGCGACACCAAGUCUCGACCUGAGGACAAGCAGGACGACGGGCUGUACCUCCUCAAUCUUUCGACACGCGACUGGACGAGGGUCAAGACGGUCGGAAGGGCGCCGGAGGGGCGGUACGGGCAUGCGGUCGCCAUGGUCGGGAGCCGGUUCUUCGUCUUCGGCGGACAGACGGAUGACGGAGGGUUCAAGAACGACCUGUGCUGGUUCGACUUGCAGAAGCUCAAGCAGGGCCAACCGUCCUGGUCCUUCAUCGAGUAUCAGCCUGGCCAGGUCGUUCCACCGCCUAGGACGGGCCACACCUGCGUCACCUUCGGCGACUCGCUCUACAUCUUCGGCGGCACGGACGGCCAGUACCACUACAACGACACCUGGCAAUUCGACCUCUCGACCUCGACCUGGACCGAACUCGCUUGCAUCGGGUACAUCCCCGUCCCGCGCGAGGGACACGCAGCGACGCUCGUCGACGACGUCAUGUAUGUCUUUGGAGGGCGCGGAGUCGAUGGGAAGGAUCUGGACGAUCUGGCGGCGUUCAAGAUCUCGAACCACCGCUGGUUCAUGUUCCAGAACAUGGGACCCGCACCGACGGGACGCAGCGGGCACGCCAUGGCGACGUUCCAGAAGAAGGUACUCGUCAUCGGCGGCGAGAGCUACACGAGCGAGAAGGCCGACGACCCGUCCUGCGUGCAUGUGCUUGAUACGACCAAGAUCAAGUACCCUCCCGACUCGCGCCCUGUCCCUCAGUCCCAGCCCACCCAGCAGCCCGCUUCAGCUCCUCCCGCCCAGCCUCCAUCUCAGCCUUCGCCUCCUACCGCCUACCCUUCGCAACUCCCGACGUCUCCUACGGGCGCUUCGACUGGCAUUCCCAUCGUCAAGCGCAAGUCGUCGAUCCCCUUGCGGACGCGCGCUGCAUCACCGACCGGCUCGACGAAGCGCGACCUCAAGUCGUCGCUCGGCGCCGCCGCAGGCGGUGCAGCAGCUGGCGGUAUCGCGGCGGCAAUGCUCAACGGUUCGAACGGCCCUUCGACCGCUUCCCCACCAUCAGCAGCAGCUCCUCAGCAGAACGGCCGCCCGACUCGCCCUGCGCGCCCGGACGACGCCGAAGCCUUUCUCGCCGGGCGCGCGCGCUCGCCAACUGGCAGCCUGCGCGAUCGUGAGCCUCGCAUGCGACAGGCAAGCGGCGGGUCGGCGACUUCGGGCGGACCAGCAGCGAGCGGGACGAGUCCGUCGCUCGGAGCCGGAGGGAUGGCGAGUCUCACGGGCGCUUUCGGGUCUCCGCCUUCGCAUCCGCCUCAUCCUUCGACGCCCGAACAACCCGCUUCGCAAGCGAAUGUUCCUGCGGAUGCCUUCUACUACCGCUCGCCUCAGCAGCAGCAGCAGUCUUCGUCGCAAGUCGACGAGGGUGCAGCGCGCGAGAAGGACGACAAGAUCGCCCAGCUCGAGAAGGAGAAGCGGUGGCUUGUGCUUGAGGUGCAGAAGGCGAGGGAGCACGGCUUCGCGGCGCACGAUGGCGGUGACGGUGAGAACGAGGUCUUGAGAGACGUUGGACCCGGUGAAGAGACGGACAACGAGCGCAGGUUGAAGGAGGCGUUGAGGGAGAUGAAGCGCGAACUUGCGACGGUCAAGACCUCGAUGGCUCAGCAAGUCGCCGCCGUCAACGACCGCUUCGCCAACUCCGACCGCUCUCGCACCGCAGCUCUGCAAGAAGCCUCGUACUACCGCGCAAAGCUCGCCGCUCUCGAGUCCGGCUCACCCUCCGACGUCGCCAAGCUCGAGCGUGACCGUACCGCCGAGCUCGAGAAGAAGCUCGCCGACGCCAUCUCGGCUCGUUCGGCCCUCGAGGCGCAGGUCGCCAAGCUCGAGCAGGACGUCUCGCACCACCAGACGAUGCGUUCGAGCGCCGAGGAGCGUCACCAAGCCGUUCUCGCCCGUGCGAAUGACGCGGAGCAGUCGCAUGCUCGCGUCCUUGGCGAGUUCAACGGACUGCAGAAGCAGGCGCACGAGAACGACCGCAGCCUCGCCGACCACAUCGAGAAGCUCGCAGCACUUCAGACGACGUCGAGGCAGCUCGAGGGGGACAAUGCGCGCCUCAAGGAGCAGGUCGACACGCACGAAUCGUCGAUUGCGAAUUGGCUCGCCACGCUGGAAGCGUCCGAGGCUGCGUUGACGGCAGCUCAGCAGCGCAACGACGAGCUUUCGACGUUGUGGGACAAGGCAACGACUGAGCUUACCCAGCAGCAGCUCCGCGUUGCUGAGCUUGAGCACCAAGCUGAACAGCUUCGCAUCGAGCGAGACGCCGCUCUCGCCAAGGCGGACGAUGUCGAGCGCCAGCACCAGUCGACCCGCAAGGCGCACGACAAGGUUCACGCGCUCGCCAGCGGCGGACUGACCCAGCUCCUCGCCGCUCAUCGCGACGGCCAAGCGAUGCGCAAUGUCGGCUCUCGCAACGUCGACGAGUUGCCCGCCGCUCAUGCCGACCGUCUCCGCGCGAUGGAGGACCAGGUCGCAUCCGUUCAGCAGCUCCACUUCGACGCACAGUCGAAGCACGAAUCUCUCGCUGCCGAACUUGCAGCAGCUCGCGAGCGUGAAGCCGGCCUCACCACCCAGCUCUCGCAACUUCGCAUGCAGCUCGCGACCGUACAGGCGCAGCACUCGCACGCGAUGGACGAUCUCGGCAAGCAAAGGUCGCUUGUCGCUCAGCACGAAUCGUCGGCUCGGGACAUCUCGCGCGCUCGCGAUGCCGCCGAGGUCAAGGCCGGCUUCCUGCGCUCGAUCCUCGCCGACCAUGGCCUCGCCGCGCCGACCGCAGACGAGAUCGCAGCUCGCUUCCCUCCCAUGAACGGCACCGAGUCGUCCGAGCAACUCGCCCAGCGCGUCAGGGAACUCGAGCUCGAGGUCGAGUCUCGCCAGCGCCAGAAGCAGCAGCUCGAGGAGCGGAUGCGUGAGCAGGAGGGCGAGGUCUCGCGCCUGCGAGAUGAGCUCGACACGUCGAAGGGCGACGUCGAGUCCGAGCACAAGGAGCGCGCCGAUAAGACGCAGGAAGAGCUUGUCGCCCUUCAGGACCGCCACAAGCAGCUGGAGGCGACGCACCUCAAGGCCGUCCAGUACGUGAAGGGCACGGAGAAGAUGCUGCGCCGUAUGAAGGAGGAGCUCACACGGUACAAGGAGCGCUGCGAGGAGCUCGAGUCACCGCAGCGUCAAGCCGAGCUCGACGGCCUCCGCUCGCAGGUCCACGAGCUUCGCGGCUUGUCCGAGUCUUCGUCGCAAGAGACGCAGGAGCUCCACCAACGCCUCGCGGCUCUUCAGGCCAAAUACCAGCAGACCGUCCGCCAACACGAGGAACAGUCCCACUCGAAGGUCAGCAGCCUCGAAGCAGAGGUUGACAAGCUGCACGCCGAUCUCGCCAAAGCCCAGCACGACCUCGAGGAGACGCUCGCCGUCAACGCAUCGCUUAACAAGGAGCUCCAGUCGGCGUUGAAGAACCCGGCGUCCCCUCGCAUCGGCUCUGCGGCUGGCUUCACCGGCGGAUCCGAGGAUGUCGCUCGCUUGCAUACCGAGCUCGAGCAAGCGCAAAACAAGGCCGAAUGGCUCAAGCGGGAGAACGCGUCUCUCGAGCAACGCUGCCGGACAGCUGAAUCGAAGAUCGCGAUUCUGCUCGACCACAUGGAGGGCGUCCAGAGCGACCACUACGAAGGCUCGUCAAACCUCGACCACGACCGGUCUGGGGAGGUUGACCACCACUGGCAGCAAGACCAUCUUCGCCAGGAGUCGUCCGACGCGCCCUCCGAGUACGAGGCCGAGCAGCCGCAGCGUCGAGCGUGA